AUGGCGCAAAAGGCAAAGAAGGAUAGGGCCAAGUCCAACGCCGCCGCUCUGAACAACCUGCACAUCGGCUCUGCCAUUGUCAAUGUCAGCUUUCUUCUGUUCCACUUCUUGAUCAAGUCGAGGUCUCUUUUCUGGUUCAUUAUCCUCUCUGCCCCAGCCUUGAUCUGCGAGUUCGUCCUGGAGAACGCGGGACGCCCCAAGUAUGAUGCGGGAGGAGGCCUCAAGGCUUCGGGCGAGGACCUGGCAGCCGCCGGCUUGACUGAGUACAUGUUUGACGUCGUCUGGGUCACCUGGGCAUCUGUUGUUCUCGUCAUCCUGUUCGGCAACUGGGGCUGGCUGCUGUGGCUCGCCGUCCCGGCAUACGGCGCCUACGCUGGAGUUGGUCUGCUCGGAGCUGGCAAGAGAAUGGCCCAAGGUAUGCAGGGUGCUGGCAACAACGAAGCUCCUGUGCCCGCCAACCGCAAACAGCGCCGUGCGGCAUAA
Molecule: messenger RNA, 483 nt
Organism: Colletotrichum aenigma
Lineage: Eukaryota; Fungi; Ascomycota; Sordariomycetes; Glomerellales; Glomerellaceae
Product: SRP-independent targeting protein 2-like protein
Exons: 1
Coding region: 1-483 (160 amino acids)
Biological process (GO): vacuolar protein processing
Cellular component (GO): intracellular membrane-bounded organelle
Source: RefSeq, a predicted model, not a curated record